Molecule: messenger RNA, 8956 nt
Organism: Echinops telfairi (small Madagascar hedgehog)
Lineage: Eukaryota; Metazoa; Chordata; Mammalia; Afrosoricida; Tenrecidae
Gene: BMPR2
Product: bone morphogenetic protein receptor type 2
Exons: 13
Coding region: 1-3060 (1019 amino acids)
Biological process (GO): BMP signaling pathway; cellular response to growth factor stimulus; protein phosphorylation
Cellular component (GO): plasma membrane; signaling receptor complex
Molecular function (GO): ATP binding; transforming growth factor beta receptor activity
Source: RefSeq, a predicted model, not a curated record
AUGGGGCAGGAGGAAGCUUCUCAGAAUCAAGAACGGUUAUGUGCAUUUAAAGAUCCUUAUCAACAAGACCCUGGGAUUGGUGAGAGUCGAAUCUCUCAUGAAAAUGGGACAAUAUUAUGUUCAAAAGGCAGCACCUGCUAUGGGCUUUGGGAGAAAUCAAAAGGGGACAUAAAUCUUGUAAAGCAAGGAUGUUGGUCUCACAUUGGAGAUCCCCAAGAAUGUCACUAUGAAGAAUGUGUAGUAACCACCACCCCUCCCUCAAUUCAAAAUGGAACAUACCGUUUCUGCUGCUGUAGUACAGACUUAUGCAAUGUCAACUUUACUGAAAAUUUUCCACCUCCGGACACAACACCACUCAGUCCACCUCAUUCCUUUAAUCGAGAUGAGACAAUAAUCAUUGCUUUGGCAUCAGUUUCUGCACUAGCUGUAUUGAUAGUUGCCUUAUGCUUUGGAUACAGGAUGCUAACAGGAGACCGUAAACAAGGUCUUCACAGCAUGGACAUGAUGGAGGCAGCAGCCUCAGAGCCUUCUCUGGACCUAGAUAAUCUGAAACUGUUAGAGCUGAUUGGCCGUGGUCGAUAUGGAGCAGUGUAUAAAGGUUCCUUGGAUGAACGUCCAGUUGCUGUAAAAGUGUUUUCCUUUGCAAAUCGUCAGAAUUUUAUUAAUGAGAAGAACAUUUACAGAGUGCCUUUGAUGGAACAUGACAACAUUGCUCGCUUUAUAGUUGGAGACGAGAGAGUAACUGCUGAUGGGCGCAUGGAAUAUUUGCUUGUGAUGGAGUAUUACCCCAAUGGUUCCCUGUGUAAGUAUUUGAGUCUUCAUACAAGUGACUGGGUAAGCUCCUGCCGUCUGGCUCAUUCUGUGACCAGAGGACUGGCUUAUCUUCACACAGAAUUACCACGAGGAGAUCAUUACAAGCCUGCAAUUUCUCAUCGAGAUUUAAACAGCAGAAAUGUCUUAGUGAAGAACGAUGGAACCUGUGUUAUUAGUGACUUUGGGUUGUCUAUGAGGCUAACAGGAAAUAGACUUGUACGCCCAGGGGAAGAAGAUAAUGCAGCCAUCAGUGAGGUUGGCACCAUCCGAUAUAUGGCACCAGAAGUGCUAGAAGGAGCUGUGAACCUAAGGGACUGUGAAUCAGCUUUGAAACAAGUAGACAUGUAUGCGCUUGGACUAAUCUAUUGGGAGAUAUUUAUGAGAUGCACAGACCUUUUCCCAGGUGAAUCUGUACCAGAAUACCAGAUGGCUUUUCAAACAGAAGUUGGAAACCACCCCACUUUUGAAGAUAUGCAAGUUCUGGUGUCCAGGGAAAAACAGAGACCUAAGUUCCCAGAAGCCUGGAAAGAAAAUAGCCUGGCAGUGAGGUCCCUCAAGGAGACAAUCGAAGACUGCUGGGACCAAGAUGCUGAGGCUCGGCUUACUGCCCAGUGUGCAGAGGAGAGGCUGGCAGAACUGAUGAUGAUCUGGGAGAGAAAUAAACCCGUGAGCCCAACAGUUAACCCUAUGUCCACUGCUAUGCAGAACGAGCGCAACCUGUCACAUAAUAGGCGUAUGCCAAAGAUUGGCCCCUAUCCAGAUUAUUCUUCUUCCUCAUACAUUGAAGACUCUAUUCAUCACACUGACAGCAUUGUCAAGAAUAUUUCCUCUGAGCAUUCAAUGUCCAGCACACCUUUGGCUAUAGGGGAAAAGAACCGAAACUCAAUUAACUAUGAACGACAGCAAGCACAAGCUCGAAUCCCCAGCCCUGAAACAAGCGUCACCAGCCUGUCCACCAACACAACCACCACAAACACCACUGGCCUCACUCCAAGCACUGGCAUGACCACUAUAUCUGAGAUGCCAUACUCAGAUGAAACAAAUCUGCAUGCCACAAAUGCUGCACAGCCAAUUGGACCAACCCCUGUGUGCUUACAACUAACAGAAGAAGACUUGGAAACCAACAAGCUAGACCCAAAAGAAGUUGAUAAGAACCUCAAGGAAAGCUCGGAUGAGAAUCUAAUGGAACAUUCUCUGAAGCAGUUCAGUGGGCCAGAUCCCCUGAGCAGUACCAGUUCUAGCUUGCUUUACCCACUCAUAAAGCUUGCAGUAGAAGUGACUGGACAGCAGGACUUCACACAGGCUACAAAUGGCCAAGCAUGCUUAAUUCCUGAUGUCCCAUCUACUCAGAUAUAUCCUCUCCCCAAGCAACAAAACCUUCCUAAGAGACCUACUAGUUUGCCUUUGAACACCAAAAAUUCAACAAAGGAACCCCGGCUAAAAUUUGGCAGCAAGCACAAAUCAAACUUAAAACAAGUAGAAACUGGAGUUGCCAAGAUGAAUACAAUCAAUGCUGUAGAACCUCACGUGGUGACAGUCACCAUGAAUGGAGUAGCCGGCAGAAACCACAGCAUUAACUCACAUGCUGCCCCAACCCAGUUUUCCAAUGGGGUAGUACCAUCUGGCCAGACAGCCAACAUAGUGGCACAUAGAGCCCAAGAAAUGCUGCAGAGUCAAUUCAUUGGCGAGGAUACCCGGCUGAAUAUUACUUCCAGUCCUGAUGAACAUGAACCUUUACUAAGACGAGAACAACAGGCUGGCCAUGAUGAAGGUGUUUUGGAUCGUCUUGUGGACAGGAGGGAACGGCCUCUAGAAGGCGGCCGAACUAACUCCAACAACAACAACAACAGUAACCCUCGUGCAGAGCAAGGUCACCUGACGCAGAGGGCUCCAAGCACAGCAGCAGAUGCUGGACCGCCAAAGCCCAGAAGAGCACAGAGGCCUAAUUCUCUGGAUCUCUCAGCCACAAAUAUCCUAGAUGGCAGCAGUAUACAGUUAGGCGAGCCAACACAAGAUGGCAAAUCAGGAUCAGGUGACAAGAUCAAGAACCGUGUGAAAACUCCCUAUUCUCUUAAGCGGUGGCGUCCUUCUACCUGGGUCAUCUCCACCGAGCCUCUGGACUGUGAGGUCAACGGCCACGGCAGCGACAGGGCGGUCCAUUCCAAAUCCAGCACCGCUGUCUACCUUGCAGAAGGAGGCACUGCCACAACUAUGGUGUCCGAAGAAAUGGGGAUGAAUUGUCUGUGAGAGAUUUUCCAUUUCCAGCCUACGCACCAAGUGAAAUUAUUUUUUGCAUCAUUUAAACAUGCAGAAGACAUUUUAAAAACAAAAAACUGCUUUGUCCUCCUGUCAGCACCUCCUCCCAUCCCUUCAAAAAGGACUUGCUUUAAAUAGAUUUCAGCUAUGCAGAACAUUUAGCUUAUGCUUUUUUAUUUUAUUUUUUAAGUUUUGCACUUUUGUUUAGUCUCGCGAAAGUUAUAUUUGUCUGUUAUGACCACAGAAUUAUAUGUGUGUGUAUCAAAAGUGGUCUCAAAAUAUUUUUUUAAGAAAAAAAAAGCAAAAACAAUGUAUUGCUGAUAAUCAGUUUGGACCAGUUUCUAAAGGUCAUUAAAACAGAAGCAAAUUAAUACAGGUUUGACUGCAGUGGUGUCUGAUAUCCACGUUUGUUUUUUUCUGGGCCCAUGGUAGUUUAUAUGUUGCUAAGUCCCUGAACAUAUUACCUGUGGGAUAUUAUUUCUUUCGUGUUUUGUCUGACAGUGCAAUAGUCGAUAGGCCCCGAGUAAGUGUUCUGGUGAGCUCCCUUCCUAGCAGGAAUACACAUUUUUCCAUAGUGCAAACGUGAUUCUGGCAGGUCCGUUCCAGGAGGAUGAGUUUGUAAGGUGAAAGCAGUGGCCUGCUCUCCUGCUUCCUCUCUCUGUAGCAUGGAGAAGGUUGGCACACUGCCUCCAAGGGCUCAAAAGAAGGAACUGCCAAAGCCUAUUUGGAAAUGCCUUUCAUUUCUUUUAGGAAAACCUUCCAGAUCCUAACCAUUUCCUUCCAGGCAUUUUAAUAAACACUUUGGUUUCUGGUUUUGGAAGUUCAUAAGAGAGCAUAGAACAAAAUAGAGGAAAUCAAAUUAUAGCCCUUAAAGUUUUUUUUUUUUAAUUUUAUUUUUAUAUGGAAGCGCAUAUUCCUUAUUCAUCUAUUUAAGAAGUACAUUUUUAUAGAAAAUGUACAGAGUUAUAACUAAAUGGAAUUUUUAAGUAGGUAGAUGGUUGAGACAGUAUCCUAUUAAUGGUUUCAUUCUCUGACUAGGCCACUGUUAACUCAGUUCAGUUUUGAACCUGUAAGUAUCUCUUCUUCUGUUCCCAAGAAAAGCCGGUGACUUUUCUGAAGGUGAUUCCUCUUCCUCUUAGAAUGACUAAACCAUUUUGUGGAAAAAGUCAUUUUCCGGUGAGGCCAAAUCCUUGUGAAGGAGGGAAGGAAUGCUGCCAAAUCUACCUGUUGGAGCAGACCAAGAGGUACCUCUCUCUUUUCACCCUUGUGCACUUCUUUCUUUGCGAAUCCUAAGUUCUCCCUUCACCAGCUUUUCGCAUAACCUUCAAUAUGUGAUCAGCAUUUAUUACGGGCAUCACAUUAGAGUAGGCCUUCAAAUCCAUACGUGUCCUUCAAAUCCAUUUUUCUAAAGCUCUUCCUGCUUCUUUCAUUACUAAUAGUCUUUUCUAAAAUAACAACUUCUGUGUGGUUUGACUUUUUCUUUUUCUUUUUUUUUUUUUAAGUAAAGCACUUUGUCAAACACAGGACACCAUAUAUAUAUAUACACACACACAUUAUUAUUUAUCAACUUAUAAACAUUGAUCUCUUUUUUUCUUUCCCAGGGCAUCAGAGUGCUUAAAAGAUGUUAUCUGAUCAUGUUUCGACUCUCAUUUCUCUGAAAAAUAGAAAACUAAGAAGAAAACAUAUUUUAGACUUGCCAUUUAUCUUUUAAACCAUGUUUUCUCACUCAUAUUCCGGUCUUUCUCAUUUAGCUAAAGACAGCCUGCAUUUUCCCAUGUGCUCUCCCUAAUGCUUGUAACUUGUAUACAUGCCUUUUCUUCCUGGCCGUAUUACAAGUUAGAUGUCAUCUACUUAGCUGGUUUGCUGAACACAGUUUUGAAUUCUUAGAAUUAACAUUCUUUUAUGGUGCCCAGGAUCCUUCCCUUUCAUGUUUGAUUGGCCUGUGUGGGUAGAACAUUCAGGCACCACGCUCCAGCACAACUGUGGUUUAUAAGCCAAGCCAAUUACUCCCAUGACUUUAGAAGUUAGGUAAACAGAAGAAGACAUGUAGACAUGUCUCGGCUGGUUGUUGCUUGAGAAACAAUUACUAAUUCAAAACAAAUUUCAAUCUCACAUCUCCUUCAAGAGUCUUAAAUCCUACCACUUCUCUUCUUGCCUAACACUCUUACACUACAAAACAAACCAUGAAGUCCAUGUUAAGGGGAAAGUGAAGGGAGCUUAUGGAAACGGAGACUUUUCCCUCCAUUAAUUCCAUGCUAGGUGUGGAGGAAUCGAUCUCACAUGGAUUUUUCAGUCUCGACAGGUCUUUGACUCCAAAUGGAAAAUUAUCUCCACCUAGUGACUUUAGAGCAAACGGAGUAGGAUGCUGAAAUGAUACAAGGACCUGAUCUAUUAAUAAAGCAGUUUGGUAUCGCUUUCUUAUCUGUGUCCUCUUGUUCCAGGAAAAGUACAUUGGUUCUGAAUGUGAAAAAUAAUUGAGAGGAGAAAACUCAAGUAAAUAAUGUGUUUAUAUAGGAAUAGUCACAAAAAUUGGCAAGGAUUUUGACUUGUAACAUUUCCAAAUCUGGCUUUUAAUGCCAAUUACAGUACCAGGGAGGCUGGUUCCUAAUCUCUGUAAACCCCUCUUAAAAGUUACUUAGAAUGGAAAAAUAGCUCAAUUAACUUUGUUUUCUUUCCUUUUUUCUUUUUGAUAUUUAUAGAUACGAAUAUUUCAUUGGUGAUGGUUUGCUCAUUGAACCUGAGAUUACAUGUUUCUAUACAGUGUUUUAUAAAUUUAUGUUGUCAGUUAUAUGCAAGUUAUUACACAACUAUUCACAGAUUGCUUUAUCUUCCCAGCUAAUCCCAUAAAAGUUAGAAUCUGUACACACAUUAGUUGAUUAUUCUAGAAACUGUAUAACACUCAUAAAUUCCCCAGGAUAUUUAUAACUUCUAGAUUCUGAACUAUGCACAGUUUAGUAAAAACGACCUGCAUGAUUCUUACCAAAUAUAUCUCCCUUUGUUUUAAGUAAAUCUGGCAAAUCACUGUUGAAGCUAGUUGCAUAAAAACUGCUCUCAAAGUAAUGCACAAGAAAAGAGACGCUCACGUGGCUCUCUGGAGCGCCUGCCCAUGAGUUUCUCUGAAUCCCUCAUUGUCUGUAUCUGACCAACCCUAGCCCUUGGUUAUCUAACUUGCUAUCUUCUGUGUCAGAAAAGUUUUCCUUACAUGUAUCCUGCGUCCCUCCUGUUUCAUUUUAACUCUCUUUCUCUUACCCAGUCGAGAACAGUUGGUUUUGCUCUCCAACAUAGUUAUUCCUCUUUACGUCAGGCCUCUCAGAUGACAUCUGAGCCUUGCUUCUUCAGACAAAAUUGCUUCGGUCCUUUCCUUCUCUCUCUUCUGUCAUAUUUUAAUGGCUUGAUUUAUACUUAAAAACAAAAUAUGGUUGUGUCAAAAUUCAAUCAACUAGUUAAUUUCAAUAGUUUGAUAAAAUGAAAAAUUCAGAUAUUACCAUUUGACAGUGGAUUCAACCAUCAGGACUAUUGGCAGAAUCAGCACUUAAAUUUUGUUUUGUAUUAGCUGUUUUCUAUUUCAUUGUGGAGUUUUAUAAUUUUAUAUUCUCAUUAACUAUAACUACAAAUCCAUGCAUAUAGAAUUGUAUAUAUUUUUUUGGCUAUUAAAAUGUAUAACCCAUAUUGCAGCAAACUUGGUGUUAUAAUUGAGCCACAAGAAUAUGUUACAUGUUUCUUUGUGUCAAAUAUCAAACACAAACAGGCAAGAUUUACAAUACCACCCACCCACCCCCCAAAAAAGAUUUACAAACCCUACAAUAAUCAGGCAUGACCUAGAAACAUUUUGUAGACCACUUUUGAAAUACUUGCAACAUAGACUGGACUGUAACAUCAUAAACUUUUAAGUGACUGGUUAAAAUUGAGUAUGUCUAUAAAGAACAUUUUAGGAAUUUAACUCAUGGUAGCUAUAUAUUGAAAGUAAAUCCUUGAGAAGAACUUAGGUUUUAUUAAAGGUGUGCCCCAAGUAAACUUGUUGUACCUUGAGAGUGUAGUUCUGUUAGUGUGAUGUUCAUAGUGUUACUACUCAAUGUUGUGGACAUACACGUUGAUUUCAAAAGCCUAAUUUGAAGUCCAGAGUUUUAAAUCUGGAUGUGAGAGAGGGGGAAUCUUUGUAACUAAAUGACAUCAUUACAGUAAUCUUUUAAAAAAUUACUGUAUAUUAAACUAUAGCUCGACUCUUCAAUGUUUUAAAAGACAACAUGUUAGUCCCUCCCCCCAUUUUAUCUGUGCUUUUAGAUUAUGGAAACAUUUUCAUGUUUUAGACUCAUUCUAUAGACAAUAUUGCUUAAAUACUCAGGGCCCCUUCCAUCCCCUUACACGUGAAAAAAGUUUACCAUAUAUACUCAAGUAUAAGCCGACCAGCAUAUCAGCCAAGGCACCUAGUUUUACCACAAAAACUGCAUUAAAAAUGUGCUGGAAAAACAAGGCUUUUACACGAGUAUCUAUGGUAAUUGGUAGCACACGAGCUAUUGAUCCAGUUGAAUAUUUAAAAGUGUUAGUUGCACAGUUCAUUUAACGUUUCAUUUUAUGAUUUGCUAUAAUUUAUAUAGACAUAAUAACAGAUUUCGUAAUUCGUAAAAUUUGCCCGGUUCCUUAAUGACUUAAUAGAGGGAAUUACACAACUAAUUGGCUACAUGCUACAGCAAAUUUAGGCCCUAGAGUUGACGCAUCAUCUUCAAACUGUUUUGUUCUUUGGUUAAAUGGUUAUACUUGAUGGGACACAUUUAUUUCACUUUAUAUCAUUCCAUAAUGAGAAAGCUUAAUAAAGUAACUUCUCUAAAACAAAAACUAUAACUUUAAGUAAUAGAUUUUUUUAAAUGGUAAUUUGGGAUUACCUACCCAAUUUAUUUAUCAUAUUGUCACAUUGGAAAUGUUAUUUUAAUCAGACAAGUUCAAGCUCCAAAUGUGUAUGCUGUAUGCACUUAAACUCCUAGUGAAGUCCUUUCUAACCAGUCUUAUCUCAGGCUCUCCAACUUACCAAUCCUCUUAAAUACAUAAGGGAAAAACAUUUUCAAAGAAAAUUUAGUUAGUAAAGAGUAAAUUACUAAAAGAUGCCCUUCAAAAAUUGUUCGUUGGGUCCCUGUUUGACAUUGAACUGCUUUGGCUUCUGUGGCUUGGCUUUUUCUGGUUACAUUUAUUUAUUGAAAGAUUUUUGUAUGCUCUGUCAUUUUUGUUUCCAUAGCAAUUGUAUACAUGUGUAUAAGCUGGAAUCAUCCUUAAUUUUCUGUUGAUAAUUUUCCCAAUAAGGACACAUGGAUAGUUGUAAAAUACACUAACUCUUAGGGUGUUAUUACAGUAGCUGAAACAUGGAGAUGUAUGGCCGUCACACUUUUUCGGAAUGGACAGGAGAAAUAUAAGCUAUGGAGCAUCAUUUCUGAGGAUGCUUUUCUGGAAAAGUCUGACAAAAUUGGCAAUUCCUCAGAACCCUCUUUCUUGUUAACGGGUAUCUUUUGUUGGUGUGUUUUGCUCUUACAUUAAAGGUAGAAUAUCAUGUAUGGGUUUAUGAUAUUACUUUCAGUUAUUUUGCUUUUGUAUAAGCUGUCUGAGACCUUGCUAUGCUGUAUAAGUUGUGUUUGAUGGAUCAGUGUGUGUAUGAAAUAAAGCAAAUCACUUUUCUUUUGUAUUAUCUAUGGAUGCCACUAUGAAAGCUGACAUUAAGCCACUAAAGAGUUUUCUAUGAGUAAUUGUAAGUAAGCAAAUGCUUUGGUAUCUAUAAACCUAAAUAAAAAGAAUGUAUUGAUACAGAGACAUUAGGGAAGAUUUUAAGACAGUGCUUUAGGUUUAAAAAGGCUUGCUGUAAAAUGGUGCAUUAUUCCACUUAUUAAAGAUCAUAUUAAUGACA